GCCUGUCACUUUUCUCCUUUGCCCGCGGAGCUUUGCACCCCUCGGAGUGGUUGUCACCACCCAGGAGCAGCAGGGCCCCCUCCCCGAGCCCGCCUGGCCUCCUCCUGUGUCAGCAAAGAGCCAAGAGGCUCCGCUCUGCUUCCCUGCCCCGCCAGCCACCUUAAAGAGAGGAAGGCAGCAGGCGAGGCAGGAGAGAGGGAGGGGAAGAAAGAAAGAAGGAAGGAAGGAACCAAAGAAAGGAAGAAAGAAGAAAGCGAGCACCAAGAGGGCCCCCUCUUUCCUUCCUUUGGGGCAUCUUUUGGACACUUCAUCCACAGGGGAGGGGGAAGGACCCAGGAGCACAGCUGCAUUUCUCGCCCUCUCUCUCUUCUCACUCUCCCUGCCCUCCUCGGGUCGGGCACCGUCUCCCCUGCACAGCCGCCCCACCGGAUCGGGAUGAAGUGGCUCGGGCUGGCACUAGCAGCCCUGCUGCUGGCUACCCUCGGCCCCGUGGCACAAGGCGAGGACGGGCUGGAUUUCCCGGAGUACGACGGCAUCGACCGCGUGGUGGACAUCAACGCCAAGAACUACAAGGCCGUCCUGAAGAAGUACGAGGUGCUGGCCCUGCUGUACCACGACCCCGUGGGCGACGACAAGGCCUCGCAGCGGCAGUUCGAGAUGGAGGAGCUCAUCCUGGAGUUAGCAGCCCAAGUCCUGGAAGAUAAAGGGGUGGGCUUUGGCCUCGUGGACGCAGAGAAGGACUCCGCCGUUGCCAAAAAACUAGGGCUGGGAGAGGAAGACAGCGUGUACGUCUUCAAGGAGGACGAAAUCAUCGAGUACGACGGGGAGUUUUCAGCCGACACCCUUGUGGAGUUCCUCUUGGACGUGCUGGAGGACCCGGUGGAGUUCAUCGAGGGGGAGAAUGAACUGGAGGCCUUUGAGAACAUCGAAGACGAACCCAAACUCAUUGGCUUCUUCAAGAACGAGGACUCAGAACAUUACAAGGCCUACUUGGACGCUGCAGAGGAGUACCACCCUUACAUCCCUUUCUUUGUUACCUUUGACAGCAAGGUGGCCAAGAAAUUAUCUCUCAAGCUGAACGAGAUCGAUUACUACGAGCCCUUCAUGGAGGAGCCGAUCACCAUCCCUGACAAGCCCAACAGCGAAGAGGAAAUCAUGCACUUCCUGGAGGUGCACAAGAGGCCAACUCUGAGGAAACUCCAGCCAGACAGCAUGUACGAAACCUGGGAGGACGACAUGGACGGCAUCCACAUCGUGGCCUUUGCAGAGGAAGACGACCCUGAUGGUUAUGAAUUCCUGGAGAUUCUGAAAGAUGUGGCCCAGGACAACACAGACAACCCAGACCUCAGCAUCAUCUGGAUUGACCCCGAGGACUUCCCACUGCUGAUCCCGUACUGGGAGAAGACUUUCGACAUUGACCUGAACCAGCCUCAGAUUGGAGUUGUCAACGUGACCGACGCUGAUAGCGUCUGGCUGGAGAUGGACGACGAGGAGGACCUUCCGUCAGCUGAUGAGCUGGAGGACUGGAUCGAGGACGUGCUGGACGGAGACAUCAACACAGAGGAUGACGACGAUGACGACGAUGAUGACGAUGACGACGACGACGACGAUGACGACGAUGACUAGAAGCCGCCGCUGGCAGCUGCUGGCCCCCGGGCAGGCCCUGCCUUGGGCCCCGCCUGUGUCACACUUUCCCCCCAGGGGUCACACAGGUGGCCACCACAGCAGGGUGCUGGGCCCACACCACAGCCACAUAUUUUUAUAUUGACCUUCUUUAAGCCAAAGGUCCCCACCUGUCCUGCCCCCCCUCCCCGCCUCUGGGCACCCUUCUACGCUUUCUCUCAGCACAGACCGAGAGCCCCGAGCUCCCCAUGCAAUACCACGCCCCCCUCUACCACGCCGCACUCCCUUCCCUCGCCAGACGCCGUUGGGCUCCUGCCCUAAGAAGACACACCUUGGACCGUAGACGCAACGCAGAACCACCUUCCAAGACAGAAGCCCACGGCUGGCACGUCCCCCCCUGGCCACGGGAAUCUCUUUGCCCCGCCCCACGUUUCAGCCAACCAGCCCAGCGGAAGCCGGGUGCGUGGAGGAGUUUUGGGCCCACGCAGCCAGAGGAGCCAUCUCCCCACAAACAGCACAGGUGCCUCCCAACGCAGCCCUUUGACUGGCAGCCUGUGCGAGGGAGGCGGCUUCCCACACCAUCCUAGAUGUGCUAUGCUGCUUUGCAUCUCUAGAGGGCAGCAGCGCCCACUAGGCAGAUGUGAGGUCCAGCUGUUGGUACCCCGACGGCAGGGGAAGCAGGCUGGGAGGCUCCCUCUGGACUUCGUUUUAGGUGUAGGACCUGCAAAGGGGCCCUCAAGGGGUCUCAACAUUCCCUUUGCCCCCUUCCACCUUCACCCCCAACCUGCACACCCUUCCGGUUCCUGCUGGCAGCCCCCCCUGCCCCCUCCUGCCCCCCCCCCGCUGAACCUGUCACUCCAACUCAACGUCCGCUCCCUGGCCCGGUUGGGCAACAACCUGUCCCAGGGAGACGCACGAGGCCCAGAGUCGGGCGUUGGGGGUAAAGACCUUCCCGUUCCAUCCCAUUUCUGACGAGAGACGGGGGAAAGGGCGCGGCACCUGGUGGGCGGACAAUGUACAAUUUGUAUAUUUUCAAACAACUUUGUACAGAUCAACCGCGGUGAUUAAAAAAGUCA
This is a messenger RNA of Sphaerodactylus townsendi, 2699 nucleotides long. It is a transcript of the gene CASQ1, whose product is annotated as calsequestrin 1. Gene Ontology annotation, biological process: regulation of skeletal muscle contraction by regulation of release of sequestered calcium ion. The record is from RefSeq and is a predicted model, not a curated record. Gene Ontology annotation, cellular component: sarcoplasmic reticulum lumen. Lineage: Eukaryota; Metazoa; Chordata; Lepidosauria; Squamata; Sphaerodactylidae. Bases 436 to 1626 code for a protein of 396 amino acids. The transcript has 11 exons. Gene Ontology annotation, molecular function: calcium ion binding.